Messenger RNA from Drosophila rhopaloa, 733 nucleotides. RefSeq names its product peptidoglycan-recognition protein SD (gene PGRP-SD). Bases 55 to 615 code for a protein of 186 amino acids. Gene Ontology annotation, molecular function: peptidoglycan binding; N-acetylmuramoyl-L-alanine amidase activity; zinc ion binding. The transcript has a single exon. NCBI's taxonomy places the organism in Eukaryota, Metazoa, Arthropoda, Insecta, Diptera, Drosophilidae. Gene Ontology annotation, biological process: peptidoglycan catabolic process; innate immune response. The record is from RefSeq and is a predicted model, not a curated record.
GUGCCGCACCAGUCCGAGGUCUUUACUCAGUCAGUUGAGAGACACGGCGGAGGAAUGACUUGGAUCGCUUUGCUCAUCGCAUACCUCGCAGCAGUUGCUGUCCACGGGGAAGUACCGAUAGUGACAAGGGCGGAAUGGAACGCAAGACCCGCGAGUGGACCUAUGGACAGCAUGGAAACCCCCCUGCCCCGAGCUGUGAUUGCCCAUACAGCCGGAGGGGGUUGUACGGAUGAUGUGGGAUGCUCCCAGCAAAUGCGCAAUUUGCAGAACUUCCAGAUGUCCAGGCAGAAGUUCUCGGAUAUAGGCUAUCACUAUUUGAUUGGAGGAAAUGGCAAGGUUUACGAGGGCAGGAGUCCGAACAAGAAAGGAGCCUUCGCUGCACCCAACAAUGAUGGUUCCCUGGGCAUCGCUUUCAUUGGUAAUUUCGAGGAACAACCACCCAGUCAGGAAGCCUUGGACGCAGCAAAGAAACUACUGGAACAGGCGGUACAGCAGGCUCAGCUGGUGGAGAGCUAUAAGCUACUGGGUCAUCGUCAAAUCAGUGCCACCAGGAGUCCUGGAGAAGCCCUCUAUGCACUUUUACAACAGUGGCCCAACUGGUCUGAACAAAUGUAACAUAUAUAAUACACUUUUUAAGGUUUCGACACGUAAAGACCACUCCUUACACAUUUAUUUGUAAAUAUAAUUAUGUAUAAUUUGUUGUUUUGCUUAAAUACGAAUACUAAAAUUUUAA